AUAAGCAAGCGGAGUGUGAUUGGUUAGGGUAAGAGUAAACAUUUCAGGGAAAGCCAAUCAGAGGCAGAGUAGAGCGGAACAUGCCUUCACCAUCCUGGUUCCUGGUUCUCUUACAUCCCUGUCUAUGUUACAUCCCUGGGAAAAAUACUCGCCUACUGUUUAUCUCUAAUUUCCGUUUAUAUAAAUUAGAUAUUUAUGUUUGCGCUUUUUAACCGUCAAACAUAAAUACAGUGGGUUUGUAUGUUUGCUCACGAAUGGAAGGUGUGCCUUGCCUUCGUGUGUCGCAGUGUCAUGCACAGCAGUUCAGGACAUGUCUUCAGUCCAAAGGGGCUCUUGAUCCGAGUUUGUGUUUACUGAAAGACUCAGAUGGGACAGUCCUCUUGCCCAUUUUACCAUCCUGUCUUUCACAACUUGAUCUGCAAUCUCUCAGAACCAUGGUGGCUUCAGACGGUGCUUGUGAAAUAGUUAGGAGUCAGUCUCCUCUUCUGUCAAAGAAGAAGAGAGGAAGAACAAGUGGUAAUAAACUGGAGCAAAUCCUCCAGGAGCUGUUGGAAUCUCAUGGUGAAAGAUGGACAGAGGAGCUGAGGGGGGAUCUCCCUCGCAGCUUCCAGAGGCAUGAAGACCUAUUCCUGUUGGGAGACAACUGCUUUUCUCUGCCAUUAUGGAAGAAAAUGGGUCCACAGCUAUGGAGUGCAGUGGCCAAAGGACUGGGGGCAACGCGGCUGGCAAAGAUGAGUCAAAUAUCCAGGGAUGGAUUUAGGUCUCCCGUGGUGACCAUGCUGUUAGGAGAGCACAGCUGGGUCAAACAUGUGGACAAUCGGAUUAAGUAUGAGUUUGAUAUAACCCAAUGCAUGUUCUCAGCUGGAAACAUAACAGAGAAGCUGCGGGUGGCUGGAUUUGACUGCAGAGGGGAGACUGUGGUGGAUUUGUAUGCAGGUAUUGGAUACUUCACUCUCCCAUAUCUGGUCCAUGCGGGGGCCAGUCAUCUUCACGCCUGUGAGUGGAACCCUGAUGCAGUUGAAACGUUACAGAAAAACCUUGUGGCCAACGGGGUGUCUGACCGCUGCACUGUUCACCAGGGAGACAACCGACAACUCCGGCUGUGUGACAUUGCUGACCGAGUGAACCUGGGUCUCAUACCGAGCUCUGAGGACGGCUGGCCUGUUGCCUGUCGCCUGCUGAAGAGAACAACUGGUGGAAUUUUGCACAUUCACCAGAACGUUACCUCAGUGUUACCGAACACUGCAGCCAUCCCAGCAAUCAAUGAUGCCACCCAGAGGGUUUCUGGGAAGAAAGCUGACAGAGAGGUGUGGCAGGCCUGGGCUGAUGACACAGCAAACCGCAUUGCUUCUCUUUUAAAAGACAUCACUGGUGCACGGUGGAUAACAAAAAAACAGCACAUAGAACAUGUGAAGUCAUAUGCACCUCAUGUUCACCAUAUUGUGCUGGACUUGGAGUGCAGACCAUCCUGAGCUGAGGAGAUAAACACAGAUGUGGACCCUAUGGCAUUCUUUAUUUGAAUAUGCUGCAGUCUAGAAAAGAAAUAGGCAACUGUAUAGUUCAGAUGUUUCCAGUGCAACCAAACACUAUACCAGCUGGUCUAUAUGAUUAUUUAAUCUGUCAGAUAUACGGUAGUCAGCUGCAAUAUUUUUAUAGAACUUUAUUUAUGCAGGGCAGGGUCACUGUGCACAAAUACUGUUUUGUUUUUUUAGAAAGGCUCUGCCUCAUACUCAUACAAAUAUAAUCCCAUCUGGAAGCUGCCAAGCCAUACUAAAUCCACAGCCUUAUCUGUUGGACAGCAUUAGUGGGUUUAGGUGCCUUGCUCAAGGGAACCUCAAUGUUGUGUCAUACUCACUGAAUUUCCCUUUGGUGUUUGAUACCUACAUUUCUUGUGGUUGGCUAAAAUGGAAAGCUUUAGACUGAGGCAUGACUCACAUCAGUGUGCUGGUAUUACAGAAACACUCAAACCUAUAAAACUCCCCCAACAUAAAUUUGAAUAGGACAUUGAUAUCAUAUAAACAUACAGUACAACUCUGCUUUGUCAAUAUAUCUUUAGAACUUCAGAAGGCAGCAGCCAAUUGAAUCAACCCUAAUUAAUUAAUUCAACACUACUUGACAGUUUCACUUCUGAGCCAUAAACAGGUGACAAAUUAAAGAAAGAAUACCUUAUUAAAUGAGUGGAUAAACAGAA
Perca fluviatilis (European perch) is the source of this 2191-nucleotide messenger RNA. RefSeq names its product tRNA methyltransferase 12 homolog (gene tyw2). The coding region runs from base 255 to 1472 and encodes 405 amino acids. The transcript is spliced from 7 exons. The record is from RefSeq and is a predicted model, not a curated record. Gene Ontology annotation, molecular function: tRNA methyltransferase activity. Gene Ontology annotation, cellular component: cytoplasm. Gene Ontology annotation, biological process: tRNA methylation. Lineage: Eukaryota; Metazoa; Chordata; Actinopteri; Perciformes; Percidae.